UCUCUCUCUCUCUCUCUCUCUUUUCGAUAAUGGCGGCUUCCUUCUACCAUGCUUAGAUGUUUCAAAUUAAUCGGCGGACUCAACGAAUUCAGGGUCUUGAAGGUCAGGGGAUUCAUUCAAGUAGCAAUAAUUAGUUUCUUCCAUAUAGCACUUUGGGACCACUCAGUUGUUAAGACAUGCAAACACCUAAAUCAGGGUGCAAAACCAGUUCUUUUGGAGCAUCUCAAAUAAUUUCUCCAAAAUCUAUCACUUGUGAGGCGUCUCACAAGAAUUCACCUCGAGCUUCUUCAUGUGAGGCAUCCAAUAAAAGUUCGCCACGUGUGGCGCGUGAAGUCAAGAUAAGUCCAAGAUAUGCCGAACCCACCGCAUCCUCUUGCAACCUAGCAAGUAGGCCACCAAAAGAAGGAAGUCCUAAAGUUCCCAUUCAUAGAUCACCUCGAAGCCUACUCACUGAGAGUAAGGGUCCAACUCGAGCUGCCGAACUCGAGUCUAAGAUUUCUCUACUCGAACACGAGCUUAAAAACACCAAGGAUCAAUUAUUCUCUUCUGAAAAAUCCAAGAACCAAGCUCAGAAAGAUGCAGCAGAAUCCCGCCAACUCCUCUUAGCCCUGUCUGUCAAGCUCAAACAGUACCAAAAUCAAAUUCGCAAUCAAUCAUCGUCUACCGAGACAGUAGAUAAUCCGUCAUGUCUAUCUGAAAACUCAGAUGACUCAUUCUCAUUAGCCUUUGCAUUGAAUGAGAUCCAACGCCUUGAAGCGCGGCUCGAAGUAGUAACCGGGCCUGAGCCUGCAAAUACCGAGCUCUGUAAAAUGGAGGGUAUGAAGAGUGAAUUAAUGAACUCCACAAAAUCCGAGUCUCAGGCCAAGGCGCUCGUCCACGAAACCCUAAUGCAGCUCGAGACAGCUAAAAAGACAGUCGAGACACUUAAAUCGGACGAAUGCAAAGCUAAAGAAAAUCAGAAUGCCGGGGCCCUUGAGAUCGAACGGUUGACGGCUCACAUGAACUUUCUAGAAGAACUCGUGAGCAAACUCGAAGCAGAGAAGAAAAGGGACGACAUAUCUAUUGAGAUGGAUUUGAAUUCCAUGAAACUCGAGGCGGAAAGGAUAAAACGUGAAUCGGGCCGGAGGGAGGCCGAGCUGGAGGCUGGGCUGCGUAAAUCGAGAUACGAAAUUGAGGAGAUGAAGGGAAACAUAAUGGAGAAAGAAAAUGAAAUACAGAGCAUGUGUGAGGAGAAUGAUGGCCUUGUAAUGCAGCUUGAGGAUUUAAAUACGAAGUUGAAGGAUAAGGAGAGUGAGUGCGUGAUUUUAGCGGAUGAGAACGAAAAAUUGAAAUCAGAAAUGAAGGAGAUCAUGGUGAAGAUUGGAAUUUUGACCGAAGAAGUUGAUAAGAGCAAUAAAAAGGUUGCACGAGUGUUCGAGCAACUGGAAGCAGCCCAAAAGGCGAAUAUCGAGAUGGAAGGAGAGUUUAGGAGGCUGAAAGUGCAGUGUGAUCAAUGGAGGAAGGCUGCUGAGGUGGCAGCUGCAAUGGUUUCGGGAGGGUAUAACGGGCAAUUGGUUGUGGAAAGAACUGAGUCCAUGGACAGCAGCUACAUUUCACCUGAUUUUUUUUAUGGUGAUGAUUUUGUGAAGAAGAAGAAGAAUGGCAAUAUGAUGAGCAGGUUUGGGGUUUUGUGGAGGAAACCCCAUAAGUAAAGGACAUGGAGUUGGUGCUUUGUUGUUAGCUAGGCUGUUAGUUGAAUCUGGCUCCUUUUUGUUUAUGUAUGGGUCUGCUAAGGUUGUAUUUGUGAUACUGAUUGUUUAUGGGACAAUGUUUUGUGCUGGAAUGACCCGCUGCUGAUGUUUAUGAUAUUAUGUUGCCUGUUUUGGAAAGGAUGGGAUAAUAUAUAAUUGUAAGAACUAAUGAUUAGACUACUACCCGCGGGUAAAUAAAAAUAAAAAUAAAUAAA
Striga asiatica is the source of this 1945-nucleotide messenger RNA. NCBI's taxonomy places the organism in Eukaryota, Viridiplantae, Streptophyta, Magnoliopsida, Lamiales, Orobanchaceae. The record is from the annotation of a GenBank genome assembly.